Messenger RNA from Malassezia vespertilionis, 666 nucleotides. RefSeq lists its product as uncharacterized. The record is from RefSeq and is a predicted model, not a curated record. The transcript is spliced from 2 exons. Bases 1 to 666 code for a protein of 221 amino acids. NCBI's taxonomy places the organism in Eukaryota, Fungi, Basidiomycota, Malasseziomycetes, Malasseziales, Malasseziaceae.
AUGGCAUCUGCUGCGGCUCCUCUCAACUAUCUACUUACACUGUACCAGCGAUACGACUCGCUACGCAACUCCAUUGCGUUACUGCGCGAACAGACGCUCAACACACCCGGUAUUGAAGAUUGGCCCUCGGUGCAGACGCACUACUCAAAUCUCUUGUCCCACACGUUUUCAAUUGCAUCUGCACUGCAGUCUGCGACGCCGCAUUUUCUAGCUGCGCAAAUCGCAACUCUAAACGAAUUUCUCGAGGCGGAGGCGCUCGACGCGAAUUUGUUUGGCGACGAGCCGAGUGCGGGUGGCGCAAGCUCGCUCUUGUACGGGAGCGGGAGCAUGUCUGGUCUACCGCCAGUACAUGAUACGGACAAGGACAACACGCUGAAUGUUUUGGCCGUGCAUCCCAGCUUGCCGAUUCCAGACAGCAAGCUCAACUGGCUCGGUACGCUGCUGCGCACGGUACCAGAAAUCGAAGUGAGUGCAGAAGAGGCGCGUAUGGUAGCAAUCUACGACAAGAAGCGCCCAGAAUACGACGAGGAAGCGUUAUCUAUGCAGAUCCGCGCACACGACGAGAAAAGUUUACGCGCGCUUCGUUCCUGGUAUCACUUGUUACAUGCGCCGGACAGUGCAGGAGACACGUAUGACUUUGCCACACGUAUCGUGGACGAGGAAUAG